AUGGAUUUGUUUGCAUUAGAUCUUUCCGUUCUUUUUCUUACCGCAUCCUGUGCGAACAACGUUAAAAAGCUUUACGAAGCUUUUGACCGAAAUACAAAACAUCAAAUGCAAAGUUUUUCAAUGUUUCUUAUGAUACUUCAGACAUUUCAAAUCAAUGCUUUAAAAGCUUCUUUAAGGCUUUUUAAAACAUUGAAUCACAAACAAAAACAUUCAAAUAUUUACAUGAAAUUUUUUGUCUGA
Messenger RNA from Clunio marinus, 240 nucleotides. The record is from the annotation of a GenBank genome assembly. NCBI's taxonomy places the organism in Eukaryota, Metazoa, Arthropoda, Insecta, Diptera, Chironomidae.